GCCUUUAGUUUUAAUCUGACCUGUGACCCCCAAACUCAUUGUGCGAAAACUUGAUGAUCAAUUACAAAACCAACGUGUACAAAAGAAUAUUGUAAAUAAGACUUUGUUCGCACUUCAACCAAUACGAGCACUGAGGUAUCCGUAAAGGUUAUAUACGAAUCUGAGUUUGAUGAGGUAAGACGAACGAUGUCGACAACCGAUUCUAAAGACGACUACGUGUUCCCUGACGUGUUCAACGACCCCGAGAGAGAUGCUUUCCUCUACGGAACAUUCCCAGAAGGUUUCAUCUGGAGUUCAGCGACGUCAUCAUAUCAGAUCGAAGGAGCUUGGAAUGAAGAUGGGAAGGGAGUAUGUAACUGGGAUACUUUCAGUCACACCAAAUGCAGUAUUCAGAAUGGUGAUACUGGAGAUGUAGCUUGUGAUAGCUACCAUAAGUAUAAAGAAGAUGUUGCUUUGAUGAAGGCGAUGGGUCUCAAGUAUUAUCGCUUCUCAAUCUCUUGGCCUCGAGUUCUCCCUGACGGUACUCUCAACAAUGUCAACGAAGCCGGCAUCGCUUACUACAACAACCUGAUCGAUGAACUCCGACUCAACGACAUCAUACCCAUGGUCACUCUCUUCCACUGGGAUACACCUCAGACCCUGGAAGACCUCGGUGGGUGGGACAAUGAGGACAUCAUUGACCGUUUCAACGACUACGCCGAGAUCUGUUUCAAGAAGUUUGGUGAUCGAGUACCGCUAUGGAUCACUUUCAAUGAGCCUUGGAUCACAUCGGUUAAAGGCUAUGGUACUGGAGAAUUCGCUCCAGGAAUCAAAGAGAUCGGAACCAAAGUCUACAGGGUGUCUCAUAACAUCAUCAAAGCUCAUGCUAAAGCUUGGCACACCUAUGAUGACAAAUACAGAAAGCUGCAGGGCGGCAAGGCGGGGAUUACUCUCGAUGGUGAUUUCGCUGAACCGUUUGAUCGUUCAAACAAAGCACAUGUAGAAGCAGCAGAAACCUUCCUCCAAUUCAAAUUUGGCUGGUUCGCGCAUCCAAUAUUCGUCAAUGGUGACUACCCAGAAAUCAUGAAAACAAAGAUCGCAUCGAAAAGCAUUGCUCAAGGUUUAGGUACAUCCCGACUGCCAGAGUUUAGUCAAGAGGAGAAAGCAUAUAUCAAAGGUACCAGCGAUUUCUUCGGUCUCAACGCAUACACAACGCAGUACGCAACUGACGCAACAGAAGGAUUGUCGCAUCCUCCAAGCUACUGGAAUGACCCGGAUGUAAAGACCUGGCAAGAUGAGGGGUGGCCAAAAUCUGGAUCUAGCUGGUUGAGAGUGGUUCCAUGGGGUUUGAGGCGACUUCUGAAGUGGGUAAAUGACCGUUAUCAUGCACCUAUCUAUAUCACUGAGAACGGAGUUUCUACAUCAGAUGUCUUUGAGCUUGAUGAUCAACUCAGGCAGAAGUUUUAUCAAGCUUACGUCAAUGAAGUUUUAAAAGCCAUCAAGUUAGACGGUGUUGACGUCAGAGGUUAUACUGCGUGGUCACUCUUGGACAACUUUGAAUGGGCUUCUGGGUACAGUGAGCGGUUCGGAAUGCAUUACGUCGACUUCAAUGAUCCCGAGCGACCACGAACAGCUAAGAAAUCAGCAAGCUUAUAUUCCAAAAUCGUCAAAGAAAACGGAUUUGUAAAAGAGUUAUAAGGAUAGACUACUCCUUUGAUGUUGAAUUCUUGAAGGGGAAAUCCUUUGAAAGAAUACUAAAAAAACAAAGAAAUAGUGUCAUUAUAAAACUUAGUGUUAGAGAUGGUUUCAUACAUAAAAAUUUAAUUCUCACUUUAUAUAACUUAAUACUCAAUUUUGCAUGAUAAUGUUCUCUUUCGUCGUUUGUAAGUAUUUCUUGUUUAUGCGCUUUGUGUCCCAUUUGCAGACCCCAACAAAUGAAAAGGUUAAAUUCCAACGGCA
Messenger RNA from Strongylocentrotus purpuratus (purple sea urchin), 1938 nucleotides. RefSeq names its product lactase-phlorizin hydrolase. Gene Ontology annotation, molecular function: beta-glucosidase activity. The transcript is spliced from 4 exons. The record is from RefSeq and is a predicted model, not a curated record. Bases 187 to 1677 code for a protein of 496 amino acids. Gene Ontology annotation, biological process: carbohydrate metabolic process. Lineage: Eukaryota; Metazoa; Echinodermata; Echinoidea; Camarodonta; Strongylocentrotidae.